Corylus avellana is the source of this 732-nucleotide messenger RNA. NCBI's taxonomy places the organism in Eukaryota, Viridiplantae, Streptophyta, Magnoliopsida, Fagales, Betulaceae. The record is from RefSeq and is a predicted model, not a curated record.
UGUGCUCACCAAAGAGUCGGUUGCUCGAGGAAUGUCCUUACUGAAAUAUCUCCCAGUUUAUGUGGUGGAUGCUCUGGUCAUAAUGCAUGCUAAUUUCAUAUAUGGAGAUCUAUCCAAAUUUGGGAUUCAUCGACCAAAAAUAGGCCCCUUCACUCAGAAAGCUAUAACAGGAAGAUCUCCAGUCAUCGACGUUGGGACUAUCAAAAAGAUCCAAGGUGGAGAGAUACAGAUUGUCCCAGAGAUAUCGAGUAUUAAGAAAGACAAAGUGGUUUUCAACGAUGGCACUGAGAGAAAGUUUGAUACAAUUGUCUUCGCCACUGGUUAUCGAAGCUCAGCUAAUCACUGGCUGAAGGAUUACAAAUAUGCUCUUAAUGAUGAAGGAAUGCCAAAAAAUAGUUUCCCAUGUCACUGGAAGGGAGAGAAUGGCCUGUAUUGUGCUGGAUUGUCAAAGAGAGGGCUCUAUGGGAUUGCGAUGGAUGCACAGGCCAUAGCCAAUGAUGUUGAAAAGGUUUUAAGCGCCAGAAAAUAGAAGCAUUGGAGAACCUUUGAACUUUUGUGUACUUGUUUAAUAUAAAUAAGUUGGUGUUGGUUGUCGAAAUUAUGUUAGUGUGGUCUAUUAUAUAUAUUGUCGGACGUACGUCUAAGUGGUACUAUGUAUAUAUUAUGUUAAACCUAAAUAACGUGUGUAAAAGUUUUAUGGUUUAAUAAAUAGAUGGCAGCUCUCCCCCGCCU